Tuber aestivum (summer truffle) is the source of this 4685-nucleotide messenger RNA. Lineage: Eukaryota; Fungi; Ascomycota; Pezizomycetes; Pezizales; Tuberaceae. The record is from the annotation of a GenBank genome assembly.
CUUAGCCCGGAUCGCAUCCCCUCCUCUACCUUCUCCUCCUACUCCUCUCUUGCAGGCAUCAACCCGACCCUACAAAUCUCGCCCGUUAUCGCUCCGUUGUACGAGAAGGGGAAAAUCUAUCCCCACCUCCUCGAUACCCGUCGCCGGACUCCUUGCUUGACUAACGAGAGUGGAUUAAAAUAUAAAACCAUUGCUAUUUCCCCAGUAACGGGCCUUCCGAAAGACCAUUGCUUAGGGUCGCUCCUCCGCCCUCCGAUCCCUCCUGUUUAUUCGUUCAUCUCAUUGCCAUUUUCAAAAAAACUACUCUGAGAGCGCCAUGUCUGUGGAAGCAAACGUUCCAGAACACCUAUUGGUGGUGCUCCGGGGCCAUGGUAGGCUUCCCCCGGUUGAGGCUUGAUCUGCGUGAUUUCGGUUGCUGAUGGCCUGCUGGUGUAGACGUUGAUCAGAAGAUUGCCGAGUUUUCGAGCGUCAAGGCGCAGGUGAAGCACUUUUUUGUUCAGGUUUGUUCACUAGCCUCUUGCUGGAUUCCGUGACGGUUGUAGCUGAUGGGUGUUGAUCAGGUCGAAGCGAUUAGUCUGCUGUUUGAGGCUUGUCGCAUCGGAAUUUCCUCCCCCAAUAACACACUUUCUCUGCACGCCUUGUCGUGCCUGGGCCACUUGAUUAAACGAGUAACUCUUCAAGACCAGACACGUAUAAAGUCACAGGUGCAUCAUAUUCUACCGCUCCUCAUUGAAAAGCUUGGCGACCAGAAGGACCGAAACCGGUCGAUAGCACUGACCGCAUUGCUUGAUCUCUGGAGAACCACACCAAACGAGGUUGAGCGUGGUAUCAAGGAGAUGGGAUUUAGCAGUAGGAAUCCUAAGGCCAGGCAGGAGAGUUUGAAUUGGCUUCUGCAGGUGCACAGCGCUGGGCAGGGAUUUUCCUUUCGAAGUUUUACACCUUUUAUGAUUAAGGCACUGGAAGAUGCUAGCGAGCCUGUGAGGGAAGCUUCAAAGGAGGUUGUCGUGGAGCUAUUCAAGUGAGUUUUCGGUGCACUCGUGAUGUAAGGGGGCUAGCUGUGUUUGGAAACUUAUACCUUUAUUAGGAAUGCCCCGGAUCACGCGAAAUCAGAUCUUAAGCGGGAAUUGAAGAAACGCGAAGUAAGGAAAGGAAUCGCUACGUAUAUCGUCAACCAGCUUGGGCUGCCCGGAGCCGGUGACGUCAUGGGAAGUUCUGUAAAGUCCUUGGAUGGCCACGAAGAUGAUGGCGUAAGCCGUCAGGGUCAUAGUAUGACGGGCAGCAUUAACGGGAGUAUGGCUUCAUCCACAUACGUUGCCAGCCUUGCUGGAAGCGAGCUUGAUACAAUGGAGCCCGCAUAUGUGAACACGAACCGUGAGCUUGAAGAGAUCCUUCAUAGCAUGGUGGAGUCUUUUGACGGGAGAGAGUCCGAAGGGAACUGGGCUGCUCGGGAUCGAAACGUUACAAAGCUCCGACAGCUGGUAAGGGGUAAUGCUUAUAGGGAUUAUCAGACUACCUUUCUGGCCGGGAUCAAGUCGUUACUCGAUGGGAUCCUGAAGGUGGUCAAUUCUUUACGGACAACGGUGGCAACAAACGGGUGUCAGCUAGUCAAGGAUCUCGCAAAGAUCAUUGGUCCUGGAUUGGACCCCAUGGUUGAGUUAUUGCUCUCUAGCUUCAUUAAGCUGUGCGCAGGAACGAAGAAGAUUACAUCACAGCUCGGGCAAGUUACUACGGCGGUACUGAUCGCGAACGUUUCCUACCACUCGAAGAUCUUACACCACAUGUGGGCGGCGUGUAAUGACAAGAAUGUGCAGCCCAGGAGCUAUGCUUCCGGAUGGCUGAAGGCAUUAUUGGAAGCUCACGUUGAUCAGAAAGCGUACAUUGAGCAUUCUGGGGGAACUGACUUGAUUGAGAAGUGCUUGAAGAAGGGCAUGUCCGAUGCCAAUCCGGGUGUUAGGGAGGGAAUGAGACUGACUUAUUGGCUAUUUGCUUCUAUAUGGCCUGAGCGUGCUGAAGUGUAAGUGUAACUGCGUUGUUGUGGUGAUUUGUUUGUUGGGGGCGUGCUGAUGAUCGUGGGUAGGAUGAUGGAGGGUCUUGAUAACAACACCAAGAAACUAUUGGCGAAGGACAACCCGAAUGCUCCCGCGACCGCGCAGCUUAAGGGUGUCAACAGCUUGAGGGCACCAUUGGGUAGAAGCGCUACCGCUGGCGUGCCUGGGAGACCUUCUGUGAAGGAAGCAAUACUCGCGUCCAAGAGGAGUCGGGGUAACCUACGGGCCCAGCCUGAACGCGCCGAGACUUUGGCAGCUUUGCCUAUGGUUGCCGCCUCGCCUGCUCCAACCACCUCCGGCCUUGCAUCCGCCCCCGUCCGACCCCGCAGAGACCCAGCGAAGGGUGGAAAUAGGAUAGACAAGCAAACCCAUGACGCUGCUGCUUUCGCCCGUGCGGUCAGCCCUACAGGGACAUACCCGUCCACUCGAACGUCUCCUCUGGGCGCUCGUGGUAAUGGUGUGCGGUCACCUACUAUGAAUUCGCCUCCGAGAAUUCAUGAACGCCUUGCACGUGGCAUGACGCCAGCUCGCCAACAGAGCCCAGCCGCUGCCCGGAAACUUACCGUUUUGGAGCAAUUGAAUCACGUAGACUGGAAAGUGAGGGUCGAAGGUGUGAUCAUUGUUGCCUGUAUCCUGGCUAAACGAACACCCCCGAACUAUGAUGGUCAGAAGAUGCCGACACUCCCGCCAAGUGAUGUGUUUGCUCCAACUCUGGCGAAGCUUCUCAACGAUCCCCAGCCGGAGGUAGUCGAGCAUGUUGUGGCACCGGAAGUUUUGGCGGAAUUGAUCAAGGUGGUGCCGAUGGAUCAGAUUGUUCCCAAGGUGUUGCUCCUUAGUGAGGGCGAUGAUGCCGAACAUUCGCAACCCAUCACCUCGUACAGCAUUCCUGCUUUAAAGCAAUUGAUGACAGAACCGGAAGCUACAGAGUUGCUAUUCAGAAUUCUAACCAGUAUGGGUGUCUCUGGCGUUGUCCCUAGGAAGUUGGCGCUUGGGUCGUUCACCACUACUCAGAAGCGCAAGAUCAUUCAUGGAUGUUUGAUUUGGAUGAAUGAAGUCGUGGAAUCCCAUCUCAAUGGGUCACCCAAUGAAUUUUUGGGCGAUGUCUCUAAUUUCAAGCUUUAUGUCAACCGGUUGAUUGCGAUGCUUAACAAUACAAGGGCACCGAACUACAAUCCCCUAACUGGACUCCUAAAGAACCUUCAACGGUUGGACACGGAGGCCUUUGAUAAGAUCUUGAAUACCUUUGAAUCGCAGACAGUGCGUGAUCUGAAGAGGGCUUGGGGUGUGAGUGUGGAGGAGGAUGGAGAUUUGGCAGUUGUUGAGGAGAAGGUCGCGGAUGUGGAGCAGGUGCUGGGCAGUGUUCCUCGAAUUGGGAUGAGAAGCCCACCUCGGAACUUUUCUCCCACUUUGAAGAAGGGAAAUUAUUUCCCAGAGAGUCCUCAGAACCUUAAGGAUGAGGAUAUCACCAUGAUAAGCCUUCCUCCACUUCCUCCUGCGCCUAGACCUGUCACACCUACACGAGCAAAUAUUCAGGACAGCGUCACUGAUCUACCACCCCUACCCUCUACACCGGAAAGCAACUCAAAGUCUCUCGCAAGCCAGAAUGGAACCGGCCGACGAUCUUCUCGCGCAGAUGAUAAGAAUCCGAUAAUUAAAGUCUACCAAGACCCGGUGAUUGAGUCGAAUGGAGCUGUUGCUAUGAGCACUGGAGUUGAUAAGGGGCCGGCCGCCGGAACUGGUGAAUGGUACCGAUCUAAGAUGAAGAAGCAGAUUAGCAAUUCCAAUCUACCAAAGACUCCCGAACACUCUUCGCGGCUCUUACUCACGCUUAUUACCAGACUUCAAAAUCGUGAAAUUGACACGCAGGCCUUCAGAAAGUUGAUCGGUAUUGCGAGGGAAAACCCCGUGAGGGCUGUACUGCAGGAGAACAAUAGCGAGACGUUCCACGACAUCUGGGAGGGAGGAAAGGUGUUUGAUGAGUUGCUUCAAGCCUUACUGGAGUACCUCGGGGAUGAUUCGAUCGAUGCCGAGAGGGCCGCGGACCUCCGUGUACAAGGGCUACUAGUGCUUAAGCAAUUGCUGUCGAAGACUGCCCCCUAUUUCUCGCGACACGAGGCGCUGGUUUUGCGCACUCUUAUCGAUCUGAGGGGUAAAUAUCCAACUCAGUCUCAUGUUACUACCGGGAUCGAGGAGAUUGUCGAGGAGUUUAUGGCGAUCGUGGAUCCCACAACUGGAAUCGAAGCAAUCUUGAACAUCUCGCUUCCUCAGGAAAAGCCCGGAUUCCGACAGGCGACUCAGAGCUGGUGCAUGAGUUUGACUUGCCUUGCCGCACUUGUCAGAGGAUCUAAGAUCGCUUCGUUGGAGCCUCAGUUUGCGAGGCUGGGCCAAUUGGCUGUUAAGGUUUGUUAUAAUCUCACCCGGGUUGGUGGGUUCGUUGCUGACACAUCUAUGCGACAGUCUCUUGACGAUGAAGACGCGGAAGUGAGAAGGGCCUGUGUAUCAAUGUGUAUUGAGAUGCACAGCAAGCUUAGAAACGAUGAGAGGUUAUUUGACCAAAUCCUCAAGGGUAUGAAGUCCGGCCACCAAAACCUCCUCACAUACUACUUUGCGAAGAGGGAAGGCGAGGUAAGACAAUGA